Tribolium madens (black flour beetle) is the source of this 1654-nucleotide messenger RNA. RefSeq names its product senecionine N-oxygenase-like. The transcript has 4 exons. Lineage: Eukaryota; Metazoa; Arthropoda; Insecta; Coleoptera; Tenebrionidae. The record is from RefSeq and is a predicted model, not a curated record. Bases 149 to 1414 code for a protein of 421 amino acids. Gene Ontology annotation, molecular function: flavin adenine dinucleotide binding; NADP binding; N,N-dimethylaniline monooxygenase activity.
CUUGAAAACAGAAAGACUCAACAAUGGACACAAUACUUUUAAAGAUAAAGACGGAUAGUUAAAACUUAGUGAACCACAGUUUGUAUCUCUAAUCGUUCACUUUGAACGUACAUUUCAGAUAUACUAAACAUUUAAAAAUAUCUCAAAAAUGCGUGUUGCUAUUAUUGGUGCUGGUGCUGCUGGUUUGGCCUCUGCAAGACACGUCUCAGCUCAAGGAAUAGAAUGUGAGGUACUGGAAAUGGCACCUGAGGUAGGUGGCACCUGGGUGUACACCGACGAUAUAGAAAAAGACAGUUUGGGAUAUCCGGUACAUACUGCAAUGUACAAGGGCCUAAGGGCAAAUCUGCCAAAAGAGAUAAUGGGUUUCCCCGAUUUUCCAAUUCCUGAGCAAGAUGGUUCGUUUUUAGAUCAAGCGACCAUUUUACAUUUUUUGAACCUCUAUGCCGACCACUUCAACUUAAAACCAUUAAUAAAAUUCAAUCAUAUUGUUACUGAAGUUCGCCCAAAUGCGGACAAAUGGCUAAUUAAAGCAAAAAAUAAAAUUACGAAAACAGAGAUUACAAAUAUUUAUGAUGUGGUAAUGAUCUGUAACGGACAUUAUAAUACUCCAAUCAAUCCCACUUUGGCGGGUCAAGAAAAAUUCAAAGGUCACGUUAUGCACAGUCACCAGUACAGAUCGAACGAACCAUUUAAAAAUCAAAGAGUUUUGGUAAUUGGUGCUGGACCUUCGGGUUUAGACGUCGCUUUUCAAGUUUCAGAAAUUGCUCAACAAGUUGUCAUCAGUUAUGACAUGACUAAGAAAGAAGUAAAGGGUGAAUAUCCCUCCAACGUGGUCAAAAAACCCCAAGUCCUUUGUAUUAAAGACAAAGAGGAAGUUGAAUUUAUUGACGGCUCUUGUUGUUCUUUUGACACGAUUAUAUACUGUACGGGAUACAGAUACAAUUUUCCAUUUCUCCAUGAUGACUGUGGAGUGUCUGUAGAAGAUUUCCAUGUUAGGCCGCUUUAUAAACACAUGAUACAUAUCGAAAAACCUACCAUGUGUUUUAUCGGUAUACCAUAUUAUGUUUGUGCCUUCCAAAUGUUUGACAUCCAGGCUCGCUUUUACUGUCAGUACCUCAAUGGUUCAAUGUCACUGCCAACCAAAGAACUGAUGUAUAAAGACACCGAAGAAGACAUAAUUAAGAGAAAAAAUAAAGGCUAUUCUGAAAAGCAAAUGCAUUUGUUGGGUCAUGAACAACAAACAUAUUUUGAAGAGUUAGCAAGCACUGCGAAAAUUACUCCAAUACUGCCUGUUAUUUGUAAAAUUUGGAGUGAAAGUGAUAGUAGUUUUUACAAAGAUCUCAAAAAUUUUAGAAAAUACAAGUACAGAAUUCUUAAUAACAAUUCAUUUGUUACCGAACGCUAUAUCCAAUAAUGUGAAAAUAAUGAAACUGUAGUAAAAUACAGUAGUUUCGAUAAUUCGAACCUCACUAAUCCGGACCGAAAGGGACCAAUUUUAAUUGUUUUAUCCGACAUAAACUCAUUUUACAGACAUUUUAAAACUCAUUCUGGUUAAUCCGGACUUUCGUUGAUCCGGACAAAGUCCGGUGCCAUCAAGUCGGGAUUAGUAAGACUCUACUGUAAUUAAUAUGAAUAAAAUAUGAGCAUUUCUUAA